AUGGGGCAUGUGGCUGUUGGUACAUCAACUAAUGGAGCCACUUAUAAGAUCCCUGGAAGGGUAGGUGAUGGACCCAUUGCAGGAUCUUCAGCAUAUGCUGAUGCUGAUGUUGGUGCUUGUGGUGCAACUGGGGAUGGCGAUAUCAUGAUGCGCUUCCUUCCAUGUUAUCAAGUUGUUGAAAGUAUGAGAUUAGGAAUGGAACCUAGGCUUGCAUCGAAAGAUGCAAUAUCAAGAAUUGCAAGAAAAUUUCCAGAAUUUGUGGGAGCUGUUGUUGCUGUCAAUAAAAAUGGUGUGCAUGCUGGUGUUUGUCAUGGAUGGACAUUUCAGUACUCCGUCAGAAGUCCAGUAACUGAGGAUGUAGAGGUUUUCAAUGUACUUCCCUGA
Messenger RNA from Dovyalis caffra, 384 nucleotides. The record is from the annotation of a GenBank genome assembly. NCBI's taxonomy places the organism in Eukaryota, Viridiplantae, Streptophyta, Magnoliopsida, Malpighiales, Salicaceae.